This is a messenger RNA of Monosiga brevicollis MX1, 1854 nucleotides long. RefSeq lists its product as uncharacterized. The transcript has 11 exons. The coding region runs from base 361 to 1854 and encodes 497 amino acids. The record is from RefSeq and is a predicted model, not a curated record. NCBI's taxonomy places the organism in Eukaryota, Choanoflagellata, Craspedida, Salpingoecidae.
GCAGUACACACCUCUGAAAGUCGUGUGGCAACCACUUGCCGACAAAACCCGCGCGCGGAUCUGAUUCAUCUCGACCGUCUGACCGUCUGACCGUCUGACCGUCUGACCGAUCGUUGAUCGUUUCGAUAAGACCGACCGAGCAGAUUCGAGUACGCCUUGUAUCGUUGAGGCGCAUCCUUUUUUCACACACGUACACACACGUACACACACGCACAGCACACAUACAGACGGGACACCCGGUGCUUGUUGUAGCCGGCAUCGUUGUGAGCUGCCGUCUCCUUUGAGACGCCUCUUGGCUGCCUGGGUGUGGUGUGAUUUGCUCAGCUACAAAGACGCUCGUUUGCACCCCCAAACCUUGCAAUGGCUGCUGCGACACGGCGGCCCCUUGUGCUGACCCAAGCCGAAUGGGACCGAAUCCGUGCCGAUAGUCGGCCAGUUGCGCCUUCAAAGACGCGCCAAGAGCAACGGCAGGCGCUGCAUGAAAAGUCAAAGGCCAUGGUCUCGGGCUGGAGCAACACCAUCGCAGGCCAGCGCCAGGCCAAAUUGGAGGCCCGGGCUCGCCGCGAAGCCGAAGCCGAGGCCCGCCGCUUGGAAAUCGAUCUCGAAGAGGAACGCAUUCGGGAAGAAGAGCGCCUCCAAGCCCUCGAGCGCGCCCGCCAUUUGCAAGAGGAACAAACGGAUAAAAUGCGCCUCUUUCGCAGUGGCAUUCUGACGGCUGAAAUCAUCAAGGAGCGCGAACGGCAGCAGGGCCGCCAACAGCGUAAGCAGGCACUUAUUAAGGAACACGAAAUGUCUCUUCACCAAGCCCAAGUCGAGGCUGCCCACCAAGCCGAGCUCGAGGAGGAGGAACGCCAGCGCCUUGCCCGUGAAGCCGCGCUAACUCUGGCUGCCGAGCAGCUCAAGCAAGCUCACACCAAGGAAACCAUGCGAAGCUCUAAUCGUCGCCAUGACCUUGAGGAGGCUCAAGAGAUUGAAAGUGAUCUGACAGCGUACCGAACCGAAGAGGAACAACGGCGGCGAAAGCGCAUCGAAGCUCAGAAAGUGGCCAAACAAGAGUUGGAUCGCCAGAUGGCGGAGCGCCGCAGCAUUGAGGAAGCUCGCCGCCGUGAGGAUGCCGAAACAGAGGAGCGGUGCCGUGCCGCUGCCGAGGAACGGGCGGCACAAGCCGCUGACUGGCACCACCGUCAAAUGCAGAAUAUCAAGGCCAAGACCCAACGACAAACCGUUGCCAGCAACAUCCUCAGCUCCACCGUUGUGCGCCGCGAAAUGGAAGAUGAGGCGCGCCGCCAAGCGGCCAUCGAACAGGCUGAUCGUAAGGCCGCAGAGCAAGCCCAGAAAAAGGAAGCCAAGCGCCGCGAAAUGCUUGAUAGCAUCUUCCAGCAUCGGCAAACUGAAGUGGAGCGCCGCGCUGAAGAGCGUCGCCGCCAGCUGCAACAGGACCGCGAGAUGGCUUUGCAAAUGCGCGAUGAAGCACUGAGUGCGGAAGAGCAAGCUCGUCAGAAAGCUGCACAGCAACGCGAGGAGCAACGGAGGUUACAGGAAGAACAGCAAGUGAUGGUCAAGCUUCAGCACGAGCAGCGCCGUCGGGAGCGAGAGUCGGACAUCCAGUUUGGACAGAACCACCUGCAACGACUGCAGGCCGAGGACGACGCCUUUUUGGAGCGAGCCCAGGCUGAGCUUGCGCAAUUGCAAAAUGCUUUCCCCAAUGCAGUGCCUAUGCAGCGCGCUAUCGCCCAGGCCACCAAGGAGCGGGUGAAGCCCCAAGUGCCCGAUGAAGAGGAGCAGUGGCAACGAGCACCGGGCAACCCCUACCCCGGCCGCACGUCCCGCCGCCUUGGUUUUGGCUACGGCUGA